Messenger RNA from Bemisia tabaci, 446 nucleotides. NCBI's taxonomy places the organism in Eukaryota, Metazoa, Arthropoda, Insecta, Hemiptera, Aleyrodidae. The record is from RefSeq and is a predicted model, not a curated record.
GUGUGAUGAGCCCCGAAGUGGAGAUGGGCGGUCAGAUCCACCAGCGGACCCAGUCGAUGGACUCGAUGAGCUCCGGGCACAGCUCCGGCUCCAGCUCCGGGCUCAGCUCACACCUGGACUGCUCCUACGUGAGCGUCAACGCCAGACGAAGAGGCAUCACCGUCAAACCCCUCGACGAGCCAGAGGAAGAGAACUCCACCUUUUUCAGGAAUGAAAGAGAAACUCCUAUUGAGCGAGAAAUUCGAUUGGCCAGAGAAAGGGAAGAGGAAUUGCGAAGAGAGAAAAAUAACAAUAUGAACAAUAUUAUAAAAUCCAAUGAGAAUCCGCCCACUCAUCAGCAAAAUAAAACCAUGAACUCUACAAACUUUAGUAGCCGAAAUAGUAUAAACGUAGAGCAAGAAUUACUCAUCAUUAAAGCAGAAGAAAAUAUUGAUGUUCAAUCCAAG